Melopsittacus undulatus (budgerigar) is the source of this 4274-nucleotide messenger RNA. It is a transcript of the gene NCAPD2, whose product is annotated as non-SMC condensin I complex subunit D2. Gene Ontology annotation, cellular component: condensed chromosome, centromeric region; condensin complex; nucleus. Gene Ontology annotation, biological process: mitotic cell cycle; meiotic chromosome condensation; mitotic chromosome condensation. Lineage: Eukaryota; Metazoa; Chordata; Aves; Psittaciformes; Psittaculidae. The transcript is spliced from 31 exons. The record is from RefSeq and is a predicted model, not a curated record. Gene Ontology annotation, molecular function: histone binding. Bases 40 to 4221 code for a protein of 1393 amino acids.
GCGCGUUGUUUGCUGUGCUGGGGCCUGCCUGGGCAGGUCAUGGUGGGGACCGUGAUGGCGGUCAUGGAGUUCCACUUGCCCCUCGUUCCUGCUGAUCUGCUGCGGGCGAGCAAACCUGGGCAGUACUCUGUGCAGGAGGUGCUGCCCGUCCGCGACCUGCCGCCCGCCCUUACAGCCUUCCGGAGUGCCUUCCGUGCGCGGGGCGCGCUGGCAGUGCUGCAGCACUUCGAUCCCAUGUACAGCUUGCUGCACCAUUUCCAAGCUGUGGGGACUGCUGUCAGAGAGGAUGCCCUGGAGCUGAUGAAGUGCGUGGUAUCCCAUCAUUCCAAUGAACUUCCUGCCAUGUUGGGUGAUUCUGGGCUGAGCCAUGCAGACCGUGUUGCUCACCUCAAUGCUCUCAAGAUGAACUGCUACUUGCUGACUGGCCUGAUGGACGCCUUUGAAAUGGAAACCUUCAAGAGUGGUUUGUUGGAGAAGAAGAAGAACCGUUCCAAGACCUCUGAAUCCUUAUGGGAAGAGGAGAGGGAGCCAAUCUUACGGCUGCUCACACAGCUGCUGCAGCUGGAUCUCCGUCAGCUUUGGGGUGGUUUCGUGGUGGAAGAAGAAUUUGUCAGCUUAAUCACAGGAAGCUCCUAUCGUAUCCUGGAGAAUCCAGGUAUCGGUCUUCAGAAGUACCGGGCCACACGGGAGGCUGUGACACAUCUGCUUGCUGCAGCUCUGGUUCACUAUGAUCAUAUGUUCAAUGCCACUCUGAAGAUCACACAGAUGCUGCAGCACUUUGAGCAUGUAGCCCCAGUGUUUGCACAGGCAGUAAGCCUCUGGGUUAAAGACUAUGGUCUGAAAAGCCUGGUGGGUGAAUUGCUAAGGGAAUUGGGACAGAAAUGUCCUCAGGAUCUGGCUCAUGAUGCUUCUGUGAUCAAGGGUUGUGCUGUCUUUAUAACUGAACUGGCUGAACAGAUUCCAGCUCUGGUGCUAUCAAACAUGAGCGUUCUCCUGCGUCACUUGGAUGGAGAGAGUUACAUGAUGCGAAAUGCCGUUCUGGCAGCUAUGGCAGAAGUGUUGGUGCAGGUGCUGAGUGGUGACCAGCUGGAGGAAGCUGCCCGUGGUACUCGGGACCAGUUCCUGACCAUGCUGCAGGCUCAUGUCUGUGAUAUCAACAGCUUUGUACGCAGUCGAGUGCUGCAGCUCUUCACUCGAAUCGUUCAGUGCAAGGCCUUGCCUCUGACUCAGUUUCAGUCUGUGGUAUCACUGGCUGUUGAGCGUCUUAAAGACAAAGCUGUGGUAGUAGUUAAAAAUGCGAUCCAGCUCCUGAUUGCAUUUUUGUCCAACAAUCCCUUCUCCUGCAAGCUGAGCUGUAAAGACUUGAGUGAGCCACUGAAGAAAGAAGUGCAGAAGCUGCAAGAAAUGAGGGAUCGUAACAGAUCCGCAGCAGGUCCAGUGAUCACCCCAGAGGAAGAGUGGGAAGCAAUGCUGCCAGAAGUUAGGGCUGCCGUACAAGAGCUCUUUGAACCACUGCAGGAAGAGGAGGUGCUGGAAGUUGAGGAAACAGUGGAGAGUACAUUGAAGCAAAUCACUGGCCUGCUGAGGAAGCUGAAUUACAGGAGUGCAGCCCGCCUUACACAGAAGGCCCUGGAUCGCUUCCAGGAGAAGGAGCCUUUCAGCAGCCUCAUGGAGGAAAAUGAGGAGGCAACAAUCUUGGGUGUUCUGAAGAGACUUUACACAGGUUCGUGCCCAGGUGAGAAAAGUGAGGGUCCUCCACAUGGCAACAGUGGUCUUGAAAAUGAAGCUGUACCAGAAGAGGGGCCUCAAACAGAGCUGAUAAAACAGGAGAUGUUGGUGCAAUACCUGCAAGAUGCUUACAACUUCUCAGUGAAAAUCACAGAAGCCCUGAGCCUCAUCAGGAAGUUGAUGUAUGAAAACUGUGUCUCAGUGGUGCAGGAAGCCAUUGAGUUCUUUGUGACAGUCUCACAGUUUGGUGUGUCUGAAGCACUGUUUGGAGUUCGCAGGAUGCUCCCCCUCAUAUGGUCAAAAGAGCCUGGAAUUAAGGAGGCUGUACUGAACGCCUACAGGCGGCUCUACCUGAGCCCCAGCAGGGAUUCAGAGAGGGCCAGGGUUCAGCACCUGGUGCGUUCUCUCUCUCUCAUCAUCGUGGAUGCAUCGCUAGGAACAAUACAGUGCUUAGAAGAAAUAAUCUCGGAGUUUGUGCAGAAAGAUGAAAUUGAGCCUGCUGUGAUCCAGCUGCUUUGGGAGCAGUUCACAGGAAAAUCUCAGUGCUCCUCACUGGAGCGAUGUGCUGCUGUGAUGCUGCUGGGGAUGAUGGCACGAGGGAAUCCAGAGAUCAUAGGUAGCAACCUGGAUGUUUUGGUGACAGUAGGGCUGUCUGAGAAGGCAUGUGAAGACUUUCGCCUGGCUAAAGAAGUAUGCAAUGCCAUCUCCAAACUUGCCAGGGACACUAAGCAAACACUGGGGAAGAACAAUACACCUUUUCGACUGCCACAGAAUCACAUGCUCUUUGGCUGCCUGAGUGAGACUGUGAUUAAAGGCUUUGUCCAGCCAAGUUGCCACUGGAUCCCCUUCAUGGAAGCAGCAGUAACACUCAUCUACCAGCUAGCAGAAGGGGCAGAGGAGAUAUGUGCUCACAUUCUGCAAGCGUGCAGUCAGGAAGCUCUGGAGAAGCUGAAGGAGGAUGAUGGGCAGAAAGCUGGUUCUGGGGAUUCUCCCAGCAGCGUCUCUGAUGGUGCUAGCAGUCUCCCCACAUUCCUGCUGAUGCACCUGGUGUCCCUUGUGGGGCAGGUGGCACUGCAACAGGUAGCAUAUUUGGAAGUGUCAGUGAGCACAGAGCUACGCAGACGCCGUAUGCUCAGAGACGAGAAGACCAAGAACAAUUCUGACAGAAGCAUGAAGAAGAAGAGACCCCAGAGCACAGGAAAUGAGACCACUAUGGAGGAGGAACUGGGCCUUACGGGAGCCACAGCUGAUGAUACUGAGGCCGAGCUCAUCCGCAGUAUUUGUGAGACAGAGCUUCUAGAUGGGAAGCAUCUGUUGUCUGCCUUUGUUCCACUGGUGCUCAAGAUCUGCAACAACCCUGGACUCUACAGUGAUGCGGGACUCUCAGCUGCUGCAGCCCUAGCUCUUGGCAAAGUUUGCAUGAUAAGCUCCGAGUUCUGUGACUCCCACUUGCGCCUGCUGUUCACUAUGAUGGAGAAGUCCAGUCUGCCCAGUGUGAGAUCCAACCUCCUUAUUGCAGCAGGAGAUCUGGCCAUCCGUUUCCCCAAUCUGGUGGAGCCUUGGACAUCACAUCUCUAUGCCAGGUUGCGGGACCCCUGCCCAAGCGUGAGGAAGAUGGCUGGACUGGUGAUGACUCACCUUAUCCUCAAAGACAUGGUAAAGGUGAAGGGCCAAGUGAGCGAGUUGGCAGUUCUGCUUAUAGACCCAGAGGAGUCAAUCGUGGGAGUGGCUCAGAACUUCUUCACUGAACUCUCCAACAAGGGUAAUGCCAUCUAUAACCUGCUUCCAGACAUCAUCAGUCAUCUCUCAGAUCCUAACUGCAGCAUAGAGGAGGAAUCUUUCCGCACUAUUAUGAGACACCUCCUCUCAUAUAUUACAAAGGACAGACAGACAGAGAGCUUGGUGGAGAAACUUUGUCAGCGAAUCCGGACUGCCAGCACUCAGCGUCAGUAUCAGGAUCUGUCCUAUUGCCUUACUCUGCUUCCCAUCUCGGAACGGGGCCUUCAAAAGCUGCAGGACAACUUUGACUGCUUUGCAGACAAGCUCCAAGACCCAGCUGUCUACACGUGUUUCCAAACUGUGCUGUCUCGAUUCCGCAGAGCAGGCAGCAAACCUGAGGCUAAAGCUCUGGCUGACGAGCUGGAGCAGAAGCUGUUUGCUGCCCAUAACCGAGGGCUGGAUUCAGCAGAGACAUGCCAGAAAGGUGAUGCAACUCCAAUGCCAAAGUCGGCCAAGCGGAGGCCAACAGGAAGUUCACAUCGCCAGCCUCUGAGCACAGCUAACAGGGAUGAAGAUUUUGUCACACCCCAGCCUCGCAGACUCCGAAACCAGCAGCAUGCCAAAAAGCGCCUUCCACCCAAAAAAGUUACUAUCACCUUCUCCAGUGAUGAGGAGAGCAGCUCUGAGGAUGAGCUAUUGGCAGAAUUAAGAGAGGAAGAAACCCCCACCAAAACAACUCCCAUCACCAGAUCUUCAGCCCGCCGGCUGCGCUGAGGGAACCAUCUGCCACUGUCUUUGACUAAAAAUAAACCUUGUUUUAUGCAGCA